AUGGGUGACAAGGAUAGUUUGGUUGACAUCUGCCUUAGAGUGGGAGGUGCUUUUGUCCCUAAAAGAGUAACCAAAAACAGGCAGCUGCUGUGUUGGUGUGGUGGUUGGUGUUACUGGAAGAGGAAGGUUCAAGUAUCUAAGUUGGAUGUGCAUUUGAUUAGAACAGCUGCAAUUCAUGGUUUUGUUAAUGGUGAUAUGGAUGUGCCUAUGCAUUACAGCUGUUGGUAUAGGCAGAAGGGGAAAACCUUUAACACUGGGAAAAGGGAACUAGUUAACAGUGAAGAGGUUAAGGGCCUUUUGGAGACAGUAAAUGAAGAGGGGUAUGUUGAGGUUUUUGUAACAACAGAAGCUCCUAGUCAGCCCAUACAAGAGGCCCAACCCAAUCCUGCAAAGACAAAAAAAAAGGAUAAGAAGGUAGAAAGUUCAAAUACAUCGACUAUUAGGAGGAGCCCUAGGUUUAAGAAGACAGAAACUGAACAAAGGGAGGAGAGUCCACCUAGGAAAGCCUCAGCUAAUGCUAAAGUGUUGAGGUUUGAUGAAGAAAAGGAUGAUGGAUGUGAAGGAUCUGGUUAUUCAAGUUCAGAUUUGAGUGAUGAGGGACAAGAUUGGGAACCUGGUGAAGAAGAAUUUGAUGAAGGGGAUGAGGAAUGGUAUAUUGAAGGGUCAAAGGAGAUCUUGGCCAAAGUGAACAAGAGCCUUAGGAAAGGUUUGGAGAGUGCAGUAGAUGACAGGGUUGGCAAAGAUAAGAGAGUAGAGUUGAGAAAUGAUUUGGAUGUUGGAAAACCGAAGGUGAAUCCAGAAAGUGAUGCUGAUUCAGAUGAUUCAAGGAGUUUGUGUGGAUCUGAUGAGGAACAGGACUAUGCUCCUUGGUUUAAUGCUGAUGUGGACUUUGACAACCCAAUCAAGUUGAAGUUAAAUCAGAAAUUCAGUAAUGCUUCAGUCUUGAGGAGGGCCUUAAGACUUCAUGCCAUUCAAAACAGGUAUGAGUUCUACUACUUGCAUAAUGACAGUAAAAGGAUUACAGUUCAGUGUAGAUAUAGAUGUGGCUGUGAGUUCAAUAGCUACACUUGUAGAAUGCCUGCUUGUACAUGUGUGGGGGGGGUAAAGUGUCAGUUCAAGGUGUUUGCAUCAAAACUUGUUAAGCAGCAAACUUGGCAAAUCAAAACCUUGAAUUUAGACCAUUCCUGCUUCAGAGUAAAGAAGAACAAGAUGCUUACUGCUGAAUACAUAGCAGAGAGGUAUUUAGAAGAGUUUAGGAGUAACCCUGGUUGGAGAAUUAAGGAGAUUAGGGCUAGGAUUUUGAAUGAUUUAGGAGUUGAUGUGAGUUACUAUAAGGCAUGGCUAGCUAGGUGUAGGGCAAAACUACUGAUAUUUGGUUCAGCUAGGGAGCAGUAUGCUAGGGUGUGGGAUUAUGGGAAAGCUGUGAUGAAGUACAACCCUGGUUCAGGGUGCAAUGUUGUUGUUGAUGGUAUUGACAGGCCAGAGCCACCAUUGUUCAUGAGGAUGUUCAUCUGUUUAAGGCCAUUGAGAGAUGGAUUUGCAAAGGGUUGUAGGCCUUUAAUAGGGUUGGAUGGUUGUCACCUCAAGGGUGCCUUUCCUGGGCAAAUUCUGGUGGCAGUUGCUAAGGAUGGGAAUAACAACUUGUUUCCUCUAGCUUGGGCCACAGUGGAGAUUGAAAACCAGGAAACUUGGGGUUGGUUCUUGGAAUCCCUUAUGUCAAUGUUCACACAUGAUCAAGGAGCUGGGCUGACCAUCAUGUCUGACAGGCAAAAGGGUUUGAUUAAAGCAAUGGCUGAUGUUAUUCCCAAAGCUGAGCAAAGGUUUUGUGUGAGGCAUAUUUGGGCUAACUUCAAGCUCAACUUCACUGGAUCAACCUUUGUUUUUAUAUGUAUUACACCAAGAGAUUAGGGCUGCUAAAAAGGUAACACAAGCAUUACACCAACUCCCCCUUUGUUUUAUAUAUGUAUGUGUCUUUUCCAUUGACUUUUUAUUUUUAUAUGCAUGUCAUAGAGUGCAAUUGGGGCUGGACCAAACAGCAUAGGAAACAAAAAGUUUCCUCAAGAGCAAGAAGGUUGUCUGCCAUUCAGCAAGCGCCCACAGCCACAGUCUUCCUCAGCUAAGCAUUCCUCAGCUCAGCCAUCCUCUAGUCAGCCAUCCUCAGCUCAGCCUUCCUCAAGUCAGCCUGCCUCAAGCCAACCAAAAAGAAAGACAAGGUCUUCCUCAAGUCAGCCUACAACAGCCACAGGUGUUGUAACAAGGGCCAGGCUGCAAUCCCUCAACAACCUUACUCAGUGAUGUACUCAUGCUGGAUAUCAAACAUUAUGUCUGUUGAACAAUUUCAAACUUUUAUUAUGUACUCAUGACUGGUUAUGUAACUUGCUAGUUUUUUAGUGGCUUCCCUUAACAAAUUUGAACAAUUAGAUAUUGAAUUGUAAUGGUUGCAUGGCUUUGAUUGCCAUUGAAACAUGUUGAAGUAA
Messenger RNA from Chenopodium quinoa (quinoa), 2477 nucleotides. RefSeq lists its product as uncharacterized. NCBI's taxonomy places the organism in Eukaryota, Viridiplantae, Streptophyta, Magnoliopsida, Caryophyllales, Amaranthaceae. The record is from RefSeq and is a predicted model, not a curated record. The transcript is spliced from 2 exons. Gene Ontology annotation, biological process: DNA transposition. The coding region runs from base 1 to 1908 and encodes 635 amino acids. Gene Ontology annotation, molecular function: DNA binding; transposase activity.